Cinara cedri is the source of this 1018-nucleotide messenger RNA. The record is from the annotation of a GenBank genome assembly. Lineage: Eukaryota; Metazoa; Arthropoda; Insecta; Hemiptera; Aphididae.
AUGAGCAUUGAACACACUGAAAUUAAGGUUAAAUUACGACCCUUAGUUUAAAAUACAGUACAAGUAACAAUUGGGCUAAGGCAAAGGGAUGCGUUGUCUCCUAUCUUAUUCAACAUAGCGUUAGAGAAAGUAAAUAGAGAAUUCGAUAUUGACCAAGGUGUCAGGCUAAGAGAGACAAAAAUUGGACUUUUAGCAUACGCGGACGACUUAUUUUUGCUGGUAGAAAGUCAAAAAGAACUCAAAAGACAAUCCAAGAAAUUGAUAGAAUAUGUGAAACUAAUAGGAUUGGAGCUAAAUACAGAAAAAACAGAAUGUAUGGUAGUCCAAAAAAAUACCUCAAAAUAUUCAGAACAUUUGGUUGGAAGUUGAAGGUUAUGGAUUCAGAAGAGUUCAACAAUUUAAACACUUAGGUGCUUUAUUAACUCAACAAAACAAGAUACAUAGUGAAGUAAAGGCGAGAAUUCAAUCCGGUAACAAAUCCUAUUUUGGGCUAGCAAAGUUACUACGAUUCAGAACAUUAUCAACAAAUUUAAAAAUUCAGGUAUAUUGGACACUAAUAAAACCGACCGGAUCGGAAACAUGGGCAUUCCAAAAAACAGAAGUAAAUUCACUAGAUAUUUUUGAAAGAAAAGUACUUGAAGAAAUACACGAUCCCUGUAGGGAUGUGAACAAUGGAGAACGGACAAUCCGUAAAAAUAGCAAAUUAAGAGAACUGUAUCAAAGCUCGAGUAUAGUUGACGAUAUCACCAUGGGACGUCUUGUAUGGGCGGGUCAUGCAUGGCGUAAAGAGGGUUCACAACUAAGAAUGAUAUUAGAAAAUGCUCCUCGAGGAAAAAGACCAUUGGGACGCCCAAGAUUAGGAAAACGGAGUAAAAAAGGACGUAGAAAGAAUAAGACCAAGAGAGGACUGGAAGCUAUAAGCAUUAGAAAGAGAAAAUUGGAGGUAAUUUUGUUGAAUGGUAAGGUCUUGAAGGCUGAAUACCUUCAUACGAAAAGAAGACCUUUAUUAAAAAAAUAA